UGUUCGUCUCAUUGUGCAGCGCAACAUAGUUAUACAAAAUUACUGGAGAAAAAUGUCUUUCUUUUGCUUUCCUUCCCCACAGCAGUAGCUCUGCGUCACUGUAUAUGUACGAUGACUGAACCUCCUAGAAACUGAUACGUGGGCCUACUGUGUUGAGAAUUAGCAAAUGGCUAUAGGCAAAGAGCAACAACUAGCGAUUUUGCAAACUGGCGGGAUUCACCUGUCAGAUAUGAUGGUCAAUGCUUGAGAUGAUUCAAAUUCAGUUAAUUUCUUUAUUCAUCUAUACCGGUAUGUAAUUAGCACCGGUCUACUCAGUUUCCCAUGCACACUUUUUGUUGUUUUUACUUUUUUUUGUGAGUAUAGUUUUUUGUGAGCCUGAUGGACUCUGCAGGAUAACUUAAUUAAGUGGAACCACUCACAUAGGGCCAAAGAACCUCUUUGUCGAAGAACGACAUUCUGGAGGCCACAUAUUCAUAUCCCGCUCCAUUUCUUUGUGCAUCUUUAUACAGGAAAUCAUAAAUGUCCAUGAAAUACGGCAUAGCAGCCUAACGAAGCUUUUGCGCCAGACGAUAUCAAUGUUCAACCCCAAAACAUAAAAAACUUGAAACACGCAGGCACCGAAACAACCUCAAAAGUUGCAGCAUGACCAAAAAUAACCGGAGGGAAUUGCACUUUAAUCUUUAAGGUUUACCAAACGUGACAGAAUCCAAUAAAUCUGCUGCAUGGCUUCGUAACUGAAAUAAUAUGGACCCAAUAGACAGUGGGCACGAACUGGUGUGCAUUGUCAGUCUGGGCCGUGUGACCUUCAAACUGUGCAUGAAGGACUGUCCUUUCACAUAACCUGGUGGGUCGUAGCAUCGUAGGUACUGACUAUUAUACAAGUGUCACAGAGAUUGAAAUAACUUACACAGGAUCUCUGCGUCUUCAAUCAACAAGCUUAUAUACAUCCUAACAUGGCCGCUGUUUCCCUCACAACUUGUCUGUUCGGAUUGCUGGCCCUUUUGCUCACCUGUGCAGGACUGUUGUUUGUAGCAUUUGUGUUGUACCUGCAUUACCAGCACUGCAAGUAUGCACAUAUUCCAGCCGUUCCUUGCAAGGGAUGGAAAGGGUUCUUUUUCGGCCACUCUUCACUAAUGAUGGAAUACCGUGAGAGGAAUUUGACCCUUUCCGAUGCCAUCGUUGACAUGAUACAGCAAUAUGGACCUGUGAUACACGUCUUUUUCUUCUUUGCUCCACUCAUAUUUGUGGUGGAUCCUGACUUUGUCAAGGAAAUCCUGUGUACCGACACGCACCCUAAGCCUUAUGCAGUCUACAGGAUAUUCAUAAAAAUCUUCGGAACUCGUUUUCUUGGAAGUGGCCUCGUUUCCGAACUUAACCCUGAGGCGCAUGCGCAAAAACGGGCUCUUCUGAGCCCCGCCUUCCACAGAAAGUAUCUGCAGGGUCUGAUGGGACAGUUCAAUGCAGGUGCAGAUUUGCUGAUUGAAAAACUGAGCCCCAAGGCUGACGGGAAGACCGAGGUUGUAAUGCUGGAUGAAUUAGAUAGAACCACGCUUGACAUCAUUGCGAAGGUUGCAUUUGGAAUGGAUCUCAAUAUCACGCUGGACGACAGUUCUCCCUUCAAGGAGGCGGUGUCCAUGUGCUUUCAAGGAGGAGAUAAAGAGAGCAAAAACCCGUGGCUAGUGUUUAGUCCCUUACCAGCCGCUCGUAAAUACCGAAAGGAGGUCCGGAAAUGCAUCAACUUCCUCAGAGAUACUGGCCGUCGGUGCAUUGAGGAGAGGCUACGAGCCAUGGAGAAACAGGAUGAUGUACCGAAUGACAUUUUGACUUACAUCUUGAAAGAAAUCGACUGUUUCAAGGGAGAAAAGGCGAUUGAUCAGGAAGGACUGAUUGAUGAGUUCGUUACGCUUUUCAUUGCUGGUCAGGAGACAACUGCUAAUCUUCUGAGUUUCACUCUGGUGGAGCUAGGGCACCACCCGGAAGUUCUGCAUAGACUGAAAACUGAAGUGGAUGCGGUUGUUGGCGACAAGGAUUUUCUAGAAUACACUGACAUCAGUAAAUUCAAGUACAUGAUGCAGGUUUUGAAGGAAACCCUUCGUCUGUGGCCGCCAGUGGCAGGAACCAGCAGAGAGCUGGCUUGUGACCUCAUGGUCAAAGGUUAUAAGCUUCCUAAGGGAACUGUAGUGUUGCUAAGUUCAUACGCCAUGGCAAGAAUGGAUGAGUUUUUUCACGACCCGUUGCAGUUUGAUCCAGACCGCUUUAAUGCAAGUGAUGACAGACCACAGUAUGCGUACUUUCCGUUCUCACUCGGUAGUCGUAACUGCAUUGGUCAGCAGUUUGCUUUGAUCGAGGCCCGUGUUCUACUUGCCAAACUGCUGCACAAGUUCAACUUUGAACUCGUUCCGGGCCAGGGUCACAGCGUAUUGGCUGAGAUCACAAUGAAACCCAAAGGAAGAUGCAGAAACUACAUAACGAUUAGGGAAUAGAGAAAUAUGCUUCAGAUGUAAACGAGAUCGGCCAUAAUUCUUAGCAACGUUAGAGGUGGCAUAGGCCUAGUAGUUAAGUUCAUGUAAAUCUCAAGUCAUUUUAAGCAAGCCGUAAGCUAUUCAAAUGAAAUACGAUUUGGCGGGUAGUCAUCAAUGUGUAGAGGCGUUUUGCCUAGUUGAUGUACAGCAGUACACAAAACUUGAUAAUGUGUUCAUCAUGACUUCAUUAAGCAAUUAUUGAGAACCUUAUGUUAGAACUGCAAGGAAUGUGGAACAAAUAUCGAAGAAUACGGUUAUUGCUACAUCUCCGAAGACGGAGAAAUUAGUUGAUCUAAUUAGGCUACUGAUUUGGUCUGACAUUGAGGCAGGGCUUUUACAGAGUGAGAAACCGGAUGCAGUUGCCAUAAGAAACCUAAGACAAGAGAUUCUUAGUCACGCAUCUGGUUUGAUUCACAGAAGUAACCGUGAAUGUGUAAUAUCAUCGUAGGACAAUGACACUGUUAAUCUUGUUAACUUCUGUAUUAAGAAAGGUUCAUUGUCGAACGACAGCACAGCCUUUGUGGGCUUUGCAUGGUUACGUGCCCUGUCGGCAGAACAAUACAAACUGUGUAUUGUUCUCCAAAAAAACGCAACCCAAAAGUAACAUUUGUUUUCUCACAAAAAAAAUCAGAAAUUGUUGUUUUGGGUAGCUCGUUCAAGCCUACAAUGUUUUCUGUUUAAAACUGAAUACUUCAUUGAAAUCCGAUGAUGCAGUGCAGAAAUAAUCUCGAUUACGUAAGACUAUACUUUUUUCACUUCGUCCAAUGGAAUUUAUCGCAGCAAUGAAAAUGCUGAUCAAUGGAAAGACCUACAUAAUGAGAUGCUGAACUGAGCAGGGUUAUGUUGUGUCAUAAUACAAACCUCUUCCAUUGCCCAUCUACAUACAAACAGAGUCCUGAAAUGUUCAAUGUGGUUGAUGUUACAGAAAUGAAAAAGGUCAGCACCUUGUUACAAAUUGACUGAUGUAAAUUGAACAAGCUUAACUGAGGUUGUUUUCUCCGAGACCUCGGGUUCAUUAAAACUGCACAAAUUAUUGAACGAUUCAUUUCAUAUUCUUCUGGUGGCACGUUUUAAAGUUUUUUAAUGUGGUCCACUUGCCCCAGGUGUGGGCUACUGGUCCACUUUUGGAUGAAUUUGUAAUGAGUUUAUAUUCAUAAGUUUUAUUAAUGUAAUUGAUUUCAACUGUUUGCAAUAAAUAAACAAGUGUUUUGGUCAUAUAUUAAGAGCAGUUUUAUCCUUUUCCUUGAUUAUUGAAUAUGGUUAGAAUCAAGAAUAUGCUUAAGUUGUCCAGUAGCCCCAACUUCCCCUACUUCAUACGAAGCAAGCAAAUAAAAAUGGACCGGUCAAUCAAUCGGUGGUCGAUGUUGAUGGGUCCAGUCAAUCAAAUCGCCAAUAAUUCAGAAUAGAAUAGUUGCUGAAAAUAUUUAAGAACCUCUUUUGUUGCACA
This is a messenger RNA of Acanthaster planci (crown-of-thorns starfish), 3969 nucleotides long. Its product is annotated as cholesterol 24-hydroxylase-like. Gene Ontology annotation, molecular function: iron ion binding; cholesterol 24-hydroxylase activity; heme binding. The record is from RefSeq and is a predicted model, not a curated record. Lineage: Eukaryota; Metazoa; Echinodermata; Asteroidea; Valvatida; Acanthasteridae. Gene Ontology annotation, biological process: cholesterol catabolic process.